UAGAUACCUAAUGCCAUCCAACAACCCAGACAUUGUACCAUGAAAGACCAACUCUCAUUAUGCUUAUCUGGCCGAGUGUUGGCGACCAAGAGACAUUAACUGGGUCACUUAGAAGAGGAACAAACGACCAAAUGUCAUCCAAAAGGUAAGUACAUUUGUAAAUGCAAGGACGCUCAAAGACUCUCCAUGACUGACCACAGCAGUACAAGAACCAGGGUGCUGAGGCUGCUACGGAAUGUUCUCCUGAUCGCCAUAGUCCUCACGGCAUGCUGGAUGGCAAACAGAACACUCACCGAUUAUCAAAUGAGCCUUCGCCAUAACGCCAACUCCGCCGAAGGCUCUUCAGCACAAAGAAAUUCCAAUUUAUCACAAAUUGGUGUCUCCCUUAGUGUGGUACAUGAUGUCGUACUGUGGACGAGAAGAACAGGAGAAAUCCCAGUAUACCGGAUUCCUGUACUCACUUACACCCCAAGAGGACAUCUUGUAGCUAUAGUAGAGGGGAGAAAGGAAUCAUGGAGAGACUCAAGUUCAAAGGUCUUUUCCGUGAAAAGAUCAACGGAUGAAGGUGCAACCUGGUCCUCCUCCGAGCAGUGGAUAAUGGACGACGGAAAGCCACCGACAGAUGUAUACUCCAACUUGGGAACUGUUUUGGUUGAUGACACAAAAGCAAUUAUUUUCCUGAUGUACAUAUCCUUUGGAAUUCGCCCUAUGAGAUCACUGAUGUUGAUGAACAGUACGGAUGACGGCAUCACGUGGGGCAGGCCGAGAAAUAUUACCGACCAAGUAGGGAAACGCUACGUUACACAUCCAAGUCCCGGACACGGCAUUCAGAAAAAGCACGACCCAGCCAAAGGACGGCUGAUUGUGUGCGGGCACGGUUUCCAUGACGGUAAAGGUUUGGUGCUGCUGCUGAGUGAUGACCACGGUGUGACGUGGAGACAUGGGGCCUUCGUGCCGAGUGUACCGUACCAAAACAACUUAGACGGAGACUUUAAUCCAGCUGAAUGCCAGCCGGUGGAACUACCAGAUGGAAGCUUGUAUCUAGUUGUGCGCAAUCAGCAUCAGUACAAGUACCACUGUAAGAUGACCAUGCGGAGCUUCGAUGGAGGAGAAACGCUGCCAGAGAGGUUCAUUUUCCUGGACAGGUCUCUCGUGGAGCCGAGGAUCUCGUCUGGAUGGUGGUACCACAACGGAACCAUGUUCUACUCCGGACCGAAGAGUGAAACAGGACGACGGAGAAUGUACAUCAGAUGGAGUCACGACUGUGGCCGUAAUUGGACCUCAGGGGCAGAGAUAUGGGGGAACUUGGCAGGAUACUCCACACUCACUAUGCUUCCGCAUGAUAGAAAUCACCUCUAUAUACUGUAUGAAAGAGGAAUAACAAAGUAUUUUGAUCAAGUCACGUUUACAAAAAUCAAAAUAUCCAUGGAGAAGUGUCGUAAUGCCGAAUGAAUUACAACGCGGAUACUCCCCGUAGUAGUUAGAUUCAAAAUGUAAUUCGAAAACAGAAUUUAGCGGGAACACAGAUGACGUCAUCCAACACAACCAGUUCAUCGGUCUACAACAGUGACAGAUUGGGGAACUCGUCCUACAAGUUUGUUUGUUUAUGUUGGAUUGGAGGUUAAAGGUCAUCAACAUUAUGUCCCCAUGAUGGGAGAAUUAGUGGGCUACACACAUGUAAACACUGUUGCACACGU
Messenger RNA from Branchiostoma floridae (Florida lancelet), 1697 nucleotides. Its product is annotated as sialidase-1-like. The record is from RefSeq and is a predicted model, not a curated record. The coding region runs from base 187 to 1452 and encodes 421 amino acids. Gene Ontology annotation, biological process: oligosaccharide catabolic process; ganglioside catabolic process. NCBI's taxonomy places the organism in Eukaryota, Metazoa, Chordata, Leptocardii, Amphioxiformes, Branchiostomatidae. Gene Ontology annotation, cellular component: lysosome; membrane; cytoplasm. Gene Ontology annotation, molecular function: exo-alpha-sialidase activity. The transcript has 8 exons.